UACUUUUCCUCUCGGAUGUGCACAAAGUCUGUGCGUCGUCCUCUUUGUGACGUCACACACAUUGUCAGCGACCCUGCAAUCGCAGCGGUACGGUCGAGGCGGAGAACCGUCGUCAUCGUUCGAAUGAAAAUGGCCGCAGGACCUCUUUCUGUUUCCUCAAACGCGUCCACAAACAAUGAUGGCAUCCUUAUUGGUGACAAAGUUUACUCCGAAGUGUACCUUACGAUCGACAAUUCGCUCAUUCCGGAGGAAAGGCUCUCUCCGACGCCGUCAAUGCUCGACGGCCUCGACCUACACACAGAGACCGACCUUCGCAUCCUGGGAUGUGAGCUGAUUCAGUCGGCGGGGAUUCUUCUCCGUUUACCACAGGUAGCCAUGGCAACCGGGCAAGUGCUUUUUCAUCGUUUCUUUUACUCCAAGUCCUUCGUAAAGCAUAAUUUUGAGAUUGUCGCUAUGGCUUGUGUUAACUUGGCCUCCAAGAUCGAAGAAGCACCCAGGCGAAUACGAGAUGUCAUCAACGUCUUCCAUCACUUGAAGCAGAUACGAGUCAAAAAGACUCCAAGUUCAUUGAUUCUUGAUCAGAACUACAUUAACACCAAAAAUCAAGUCAUCAAAGCUGAGCGGCGUGUUCUAAAGGAGUUGGGCUUCUGUGUGCAUGUCAAGCAUCCCCACAAGAUUAUUGUCAUGUACCUGCAAGUCCUGGAGUGUGAAAAGAACCAGACACUGGUCCAGACAGCCUGGAACUACAUGAAUGACAGCUUGAGGACAAAUGUUUUUGUGAGGUUCCAAGCGGAGACCAUUGCCUGUGCCUGCAUAUACCUUGCUGCUCGAGCUCUGCAGAUACCCCUACCAUCCAGACCGCACUGGUACUUGCUGUUUGGAGCAACCGAUGAUGAGAUUAAAGACAUCUGUAUCACAACCCUGAAACUAUAUACAAGGAAGAAGCCAAACUACGAGCAGCUGGAGAAGGAAGUGGAGCGGAGGAAGGUGUUCAUAGCGGAAGCUAAACUGAAGGCCAAAGGACUCAAUCCUGACGGCACCCCAGCUUUGUCCACUCUGGGGGGCUUCUCACCUGCUUCCAAACCCUCGUCUCCAAAUGUGGUGAAAGUAGAAGAGAAGUCCCCCAACAGCCAGACGGCCAAAGCGGUUAAGAAGGAGCCAGAUAGUCGCACUCAGAUUACCAAGAGUCCACACAACGGGUUGCGAAAAGAGGUAAAGAUUGGGAGGAAUAGUAGAAGCGGAAGUCGUUCCCGCUCAAGAACGCGUUCGCGCUCCAGAUCUCCCCGCAGACAUUACAACAGCAGGCGCAGUCGCUCAGGGACUUAUAGCUCUCGCUCACGCUCUCGAUCUCACAGUCGGAGUCCUUCCCCUCGGAGACAUCCUCCUUCACCGCUCCUCCCUCACUUAAAGUCCAAGGCAAGCCAUCAUGGCAACAGUGACACUAAGACAAGUGGACGCCACGGCAACAGUGGCAGCAGUCACAAGAGGAAGCGCUCGCGCUCACGUUCCCGCAGUCCGGUCAAAGUUGACCGGGAGCGGGACAGAGAGAGGGAGAGGGACAGAGAGCGUAGCGCCUUUGACCUGUCCUCGAAGAAACACAAACAUGAGCGAGGCGGCGGCCAUCGAGGCGACAGGAGAGACAGGGAGAGAUCCCGCUCCUAUGAAAGAGAAAGGGACAGGGAGCGUAGUCACAAGAGCAAGCAUCACAGCAGCGGCGGACAUUCAGGACACAGUCGACAUCGGCGCUGAAGCGUACCGAUAUUUUCUUUCCAUGUUGACGGAAUGAUGAUGUUCACCCAAAGUACCAGUCAUUGUGUGGGACUUCGGAACAAGAACUAGGAAAAAUGUAAAUAACGCCAAGCCUCACUUCCUCACUGAACGUACGCCAACAUGACCUGCCUUUUUGUUGGGUGUCUACAUUUCUCAAACAUCUUUACUGCGAACAUUUUCUUUUUCUUCAUAGGAAGGUUCAUUUUGGUACAAACAAGUAAUCAAGACGUUUAUAGCUCAUGUUGAUGAUUUGUCACCUGAACGCAACAUGGGUUUGCUUCUUGAAAUAGCCUGUCUGCUUGAUGUCACACCUGCAGCUAACAUUUAGCACAGGUGAUGUUCAUGGAGAUUGUCUGAGGAACCCAGGCCGUGGCCAACAUAACCAGCAGCCCACCGCUCAUGUCGUUAAUGUCACAUGACUAACGUACUGUGAUGUGGGCACAGAGCAGCCCCCCCACCCCCAAAAACCCACACUCACCACCGCCACCAUCCCUCUGGCCUGCCCUGUCUGGUGGAUUUCACGUGAAGUUGCAUUUAGACAGCAAAACAUCUAUUUACAGUGUAAAGUUGGAUUGAUAUUCACUGACUAUGUUGAAUGCUUUAAUUUUUUAAAGCCGAGUUUAAGUGUUCAGUGGAUUAGGUUGAACUUGUGUAAAAAUAAAACCGUUCAGGAAAGACGAGUAUGUUUGCACACGGAGUGAUUGGCAGGCAGGUUGUAUUUUUGUGUUUUCUUGUCAACAUAUGUAAGUAGCUUAAGUGCUUUUUGUUUUCGUUUUCUUUCUUUUUUCAAUUUUCCAAAGAGCUGUUUUGAUAUCAAGCAGGUAUUUUUCUGUUUUCAUCAGGGGAUGCAGACUCCAUUAGAAAAUGUUUUAGGGCAGUUAACUGGUUACACUGGUUUUUAGUCUGCACUUAUUCAUGUCCAAUUUUUAUUCAAUAAAUGAGUUAUAGCACCAAA
Doryrhamphus excisus (bluestripe pipefish) is the source of this 2725-nucleotide messenger RNA. It is a transcript of the gene ccnl1a, whose product is annotated as cyclin L1a. The record is from RefSeq and is a predicted model, not a curated record. Gene Ontology annotation, biological process: regulation of transcription by RNA polymerase II. NCBI's taxonomy places the organism in Eukaryota, Metazoa, Chordata, Actinopteri, Syngnathiformes, Syngnathidae. Gene Ontology annotation, molecular function: cyclin-dependent protein serine/threonine kinase regulator activity.